AUGGACGCGAACCUCAAACCGCGCCAACCAUGGUCUUUACGACGCAAACUUCUUCUCCUAAUCCUCAUCGCGACCCUAAUUCUCGCGCUCGGCCUGGGAUUAGGUCUAGGUCUCACCUUAGGAGGCGGUAACGACGACGACAACGACAAUUCCUCUCCACCAACACCUCUCCCCACACCAAACACCACACUACCAUGGGUACCAUCCGUAUCUGAUACCUGGCAAAUAAUCCUCUCCCAUCCACCCAUUUUAUCUCCCUCAGACACCAGCACAACACCUAACGUCAGCAUCUUCGACAUCGACCUCUUCGACACACCAACCGAGACCAUUAAACGUCUGCAAACUAUGGGCAAGAAAGUGAUAUGCUACUUCAGUGCUGGAAGCUACGAAGACUGGCGACCUGACGCCUCAGAAUUCGCGAAAGAAGAUCUAGGACGUGAUUUGGACGGGUGGCCAGGCGAGAAAUGGUUGAGUUUGGGAAGUAAGAACGUGCGGAGGAUUAUGGAAAGCAGAGUAGAUUUGGCGAAGAGCAAAGGGUGCGAUGGUGUUGAUCCUGAUAACAUUGAUGGUUAUCAAAACGAAAACGGUCUUUCCCUCACCCAAAACGAUUCAAUCGCAUACAUGGAGUAUCUUUCUGAUAUAACCGCCCCUCUGAACCUCACACUUGGUCUCAAGAACGCGGGGGAUAUUAUACCCGCCGUUCUACCCAUCGUACACUUUAGUGUCAAUGAAGAAUGUGUAAAGUAUGAAGAAGUCAACACUCCAGGCACACAGCAAUCUAUACUAUUCGAUGACGAUGUGGUAGCGGAUCCUCUAGACAUAGAUGGAUCCGACUCUAUCUUCAUCAUGGUCGUUGGCGGAUUGGGAUACAUCGGCUCGCAUACGGUAUUGGAAUUGCUCAAGGAAGGCUAUAACGUCUUGGUCAUCGACGAUUUAAGCAAUUCGUACGAGAACGUCCUGAGCAGAGUGCGAGCUCUUGCAGUCGAGUUCUGCGCAGCGCAAGGCCGUCGGAUGCCAGCAUUGCACUUCCGUCAGCUGGACUACAGAAGCGCACAGAUGAAAACUGUAUUGGUCAGCUAUUCAUCGUACUCAAUUGUUAGCAAGCCAGCACCCGCCCUAGCACGGUUCCCAUACUCGACCCUUCAAAGGACGGAUUCCGGCAUCGAUAUGGAUAUGGACGAAGCGCAUGAGCCUAUCGUUGAGCGACGAUCCAGAAUAUCUGGUGUAAUCCAUUUCGCAGCAUACAAGUCGGUUGAGGAGAGCAUCCGCAUGCCCUUGAGGUAUUACAGCAACAACGUUUGCGGACUCGUCGACUUCCUCGCUCUGCUGGACGAGUUCCGCAUAAAAAACUUUGUGUUUUCAUCCUCCGCAACGGUCUAUGGCGAGGGUGCUAACUGUGGAUUACCCUUGCGUGAAGAAUUGUGUGUGCACCACCCCGAGUCGUUCGUGGAUGCCGACGGAACCGAACGCCGAGUUUUGCCAGGUGUUCUAGGUCUUACAUCGCCGUAUGGACGGUCAAAGUUCAUGUGCGAAUCCAUUUUGGCAGACCUGGCUCUAUCUGACCCCACAUGGUCCAUAACUGCCCUGCGGUACUUCAACCCGGUUGGUUGUCAUGAGUCUGGUAUCUUGGGUGAAGAUCCUCGGCAGAAACCAAGCAACCUAAUUCCGGUUAUUGCGACGGUCUUAACGGGUACCAAGCCAGUGCUAGACAUCUUCGGUACCGACUGGGACACCCCAGAUGGAACAGCUGUUCGAGAUUUCAUCCAUGUAGUCGAUUUGGCUCGGGGUCAUAUUGCAGCUUUGGCGGCUUCGACGGCUGGUCGCACUGUGGCACCAUUCCGGACAUACAAUCUCGGUACGGGGCGAGGACACACCGUUCGCGAAGUACUCCAGAGUUUGGAAGAAGCAUCUCAACGGAAGAUUCCUGCCCGAGAGGUUGGCCGUAGGGCAGGAGACGUUGGCUUCUGCGUGGCGGAGGUGAAGCGUGCAGAGACUGAGCUGCAGUGGAAGGCAGAGAGGUCCCUGAACGACUGUUCUGGAGACGUUUGGAACUUUACAAAGGCCCGAUGCUCCGAUUUGUAG
Molecule: messenger RNA, 2082 nt
Organism: Alternaria atra
Lineage: Eukaryota; Fungi; Ascomycota; Dothideomycetes; Pleosporales; Pleosporaceae
Exons: 5
Coding region: 1-2082 (693 amino acids)
Biological process (GO): beta-D-galactose catabolic process via UDP-galactose, Leloir pathway
Cellular component (GO): cytosol
Molecular function (GO): UDP-glucose 4-epimerase activity
Source: RefSeq, a predicted model, not a curated record